AAUGUGAGGGUGUGCCGUCAGAAAACACGGAGCGUUUUCUCCAUGUUUGUUUAACGGUAACCUAUAUUUCUGUUCAUUUUUAACAUUUAACCUCCUUCAUCUGAAGUAUACGCCCUUCUCCCCAGUUGAUUAUAACGCGGCGUCUGCGUCCGUUUUAAACCUUUAAACGCCUAUGAGAUAUUAUUUAAGUUUUAAUUUCAACUAUUAGAUAAGUUAACACAAAUCGAGUCACCCCCGUCCGUUGGAGGGGCGUUGGACGUUCGUGUGGACGAACAACAUGGAGGAUCCGCGGGACGUUCAAACUAACAAGCGAAACGGGAGCUGCAGGUCGUUGUUAUCGGCAGGUUCUGCGGUGGCCAUGGAGGUUAAACGGAAAAAGAUACGACAGAGUUCGUUGUUCCUUCAAACAGAGGCGAAAAGCAUGAAACGAUGCCCGAGUUUGCUGAAUGACACCCAGCAGAUAGUAGAGGACAUGAAUUUGUUGUACAUUCGACAGAUUUCCAGGAAGCUGCAGAGCACUAACAUACAAGAGAAGCUAGACUUUGAGAUGCGAAUGCGAGAAGGCGCCUACAAGCUGCUGCUGGCUUGCAGCAAGAGAGAGCAGGUUUUAAACACUUCCAAGAACCUCUUGACCUGCAACGCCAGGAUCAAGUCGUAUCUCACUCAGCUGCAGAGGACAAAAGAACAGCAGGACAUGAUGGGAGCUGCCCGAAUGCUUUCUGAUCCAGGUUCAGAUGACCGUGUGCCCUGUAACGCAGCUAUUGCAUUGUCAGGCCUCCGGUUGCCUUUGAUGUGGAGGGAUUCAGACCACUUUAAUAACAGAGGGAGCUCUCGUCGAGUGGCGGUGUUCUGUCUGAUGCAGAUUGGCUCGGAGGUGUAUGACACGGACAUGGUGGUGGUGGACAGAUCCGUCACUGACAUCUGCUUCGACGGAGUCACCAUCUUCAAAGAAGCAGUUCCCCAGUUUGAGCUGAAGGUGGAGCUGUGGAGCUGUCCCCUGGAGGAAGAGCUCACGUUGGUGAACACGCCAAAGAAACUGGCCAAGAAGCUCCGCAGCUCUUUCGGAAAGACAGCUGGAAAGAAGCUCUGCUCCCUGCUGGACGCUCCAGAUCCUGACACUUUCCUGCAGUACAACCCAAUUCCCUCUGGAGCCAAAUAUAGCCUUCUGGCCUACACAACUCUGAAUCUGCCCGAGGCUGAAGGCAGCUUUCAGUCUCACUCCCUCAUUGUCCUCCAAGGCGCGGAGUUGUCAUCUUGGCUUCCACUUUAUGGCAACCUCUGCUGCCGCUUGGUGGCCCAGCCCACCUGCAUGACGCAGAUCAUGAUGACUGGCUACCUGAGCCAGAAGCAAAGUGUGGAGGGCUUAAACCGCUGCUGCAGCCUUUACUGUGUGUUGAGUGCUGGCUUUUUGUCCUGUUACUUCACCCCAGAAGAAAUUGAUGCUAAAGUGCAGCCGACCCUGAACGUACCCAUCAAUAAGGAUACCCGGAUCCGUGUGAUGGAGAAGGAGACGGCCGGCCACAAAUCCAGGACUAUGUCCAUCAUCAACCCAACUCCAGAGGGAUCUCAGACCAUUGUCUUCACUACAGACACCAGGGAAGAGCUGGAGGAUUGGCUGGAUGCCCUCCACCAGCACCUCUAUGAUCAGAGCCAGUGGCUGCACUGCUGCAACCAGCUAAUGAAGAUCGAGGUCGCGUCACCACGGAAACCAUCACUCUUCCUCGCCAAGCAGGCUGACUCUGUUUACAACGACCUCAGUAUAAAUUCACCGGGUAAGUUUGAAGGCAUCACAGAUAUUAUCCACAAUAAAAUCGAGGAGACCGAUGGCCGCUUCCUUAUUGGCCACGAAGAGGAGACGGAGGCCCCUAACUGGUCCACACUGUUUGAUGGGUCCCACUCAGUGGUCGUACAGAAGGGUAUUCUGUCCCAGAGCAAAACCUCCACCCCCUGUCCAAGCCCCAACCACAACACCAGCUCUACUACCACCAGCAACAAAAAGCGACGCGCUCCACCCCCUCCUUCUGACAGAGAGCCUUACUCACCUUCUACCCGUCCAGCCAGACCUCCUCUCCCUCCUCCUCUCCAGCAUCGCCCUCCUCCUCCCUCGUACCAGGAGAAGGAGAACUCCGGCUCGUCACGUCCGGCCACGAGGUCCAAAACAGGCAGACCGUCUCUUGAUGCCAAGUUUUCUGCCAUCAUCCAGCAGCUCCAGCGGAACAAUACUGGAGGAGCCUCAGCCCGGAAAAAUGCCCCGCUGGGUAUCAUUGAUGUGCACCCGCAGGGUCAGUCUCAGCCGCCUCUCCAGCAGCUGGACUACCAGAACCACCACAUCCAGACCCCUGAGUCCACAGAUGACCACGGUUUUGUUAGAGCCAGUAACGGUCCUGUUCCUGCACCACGGAGCAAACUGAGGAAGUCUUUUAGGGAGAGGAUGAACCUUAAAGCGUUGUAAUCUCGAUCUUAUGUAGGUUAAGCUUAAUAUUUCUAUCUUACCACUAAUGUAAAUAACUAUAACAUAUCCUUUUUAACUGAGAUUGAUAAAAAUCAUAUCACACAAUAUAUUUGACGACAACCCUUCAUCAUCUGUGAUGAUAUGUGAUGAUUGGGCUUGAAUGUUGGUGUAGUCUAACAACGGUUAAAGGAAUCUUUCUUGUCAAGUAAAAUCAAGUUAUUCAUUAUCAUUCACACUGAUCAGCCACAACAUUAUGACCACUGACAGGAGAAGUAAAUAACAUUGAUCGUCUUGUGACAAUAUGUUCUGCAAGGAAACUUUUGGACUUGGCAUUCAUAUAGAUGCUACUUAG
Messenger RNA from Mugil cephalus (flathead mullet), 2804 nucleotides. RefSeq names its product rhotekin 2 (gene rtkn2). The transcript has 14 exons. The coding region runs from base 278 to 2452 and encodes 724 amino acids. Lineage: Eukaryota; Metazoa; Chordata; Actinopteri; Mugiliformes; Mugilidae. The record is from RefSeq and is a predicted model, not a curated record. Gene Ontology annotation, biological process: signal transduction; hemopoiesis; positive regulation of cell population proliferation.